Crotalus tigris (Tiger rattlesnake) is the source of this 2656-nucleotide messenger RNA. RefSeq names its product T-box transcription factor 18 (gene TBX18). The transcript is spliced from 8 exons. The record is from RefSeq and is a predicted model, not a curated record. Gene Ontology annotation, cellular component: nucleus. NCBI's taxonomy places the organism in Eukaryota, Metazoa, Chordata, Lepidosauria, Squamata, Viperidae. Gene Ontology annotation, molecular function: RNA polymerase II cis-regulatory region sequence-specific DNA binding; DNA-binding transcription factor activity, RNA polymerase II-specific. The coding region runs from base 354 to 2306 and encodes 650 amino acids. Gene Ontology annotation, biological process: morphogenesis of embryonic epithelium; regulation of transcription by RNA polymerase II; cell fate specification.
AAUUUCUGAUUGGCCAAAGUCCCCCCUUGAUUGACAGCCCUCCUCCUCGCUGGGCUCCGCCCCGCCCCAGCCACUCUACUGACGCUAAUGAGCAAAUUCUUCCCACCGGUCUCCUGCUUGGAAGUGCUGACAGAUCAAGGCAACAAAUUUCAAUUCCAAGCCCUAAUUUGUGUCCGCAGAGCGUUUGUUACCCAUGUCAGAGCUGUUUGGCCCCUCAGACGAGGCAGAGCUUGCGGGAGAAGGAGGAGGGGAGGACGGGAAGCCCCGCUUUGGCAUACAGGGAUCGUCUGGGCUUGCAAAGGGAAGAGGAGGGGGGAACGCUCGGCGACCCACUUCAGCCUGCUAGAAGGUGGAUGCAAAAGGAGCGGCGAAGCAAAGCCAAGGCGAGCGGCGCGGCCUGGAAAAGCAAAGCAGCCGGCGGGGGCGAGAGAGAAGACGGGAGGGUUCCAGUUCGCCGGUCCGACAUGGCAGAGAAGCGGAGAGCCUCGCCUUCCACCGUGCUGAGCCUCAAGGCUCACGCGUUCUCGGUGGAGGCGUUGAUCGGAGCCGAGAAACAGCAGCAGCAGCAGCAGCGGCAAUCGCAGCAACAGCCGCCGCCGCAGAAGCGACGAAAGCUGGCUGGAGCCAACGGGGAAGAGACGCCGUCCGAUGGUAGCGGCGGCGGCGGCGGCCACGGGAGCAGCUGCGACGCGGACUCCAGAGAAGGCGCCGGGCAAAGCGCCGCUUCGCCCUCCGGCGCUGAGACCUGCUCGGCCGCGCCUGAAGCAGCGAAGAACUGUGGCGGCCGGGAGGUAGCUCCCGGUGGGUGUGAAGAGAGUUUCUUAAACGGCGCGUCGCCUCCUCUGACUCCUGCAGGCUCCGCCAAGGCUGCUUCGCCUUUACUUUCCCCACAAGUGCCUCGGGUGGAUCUGCAGGGCGCGGAGCUCUGGAAACGUUUCCACGAGAUCGGCACCGAGAUGAUUAUUACCAAGGCGGGAAGACGAAUGUUUCCUGCAAUGAGAGUGAAAAUUUCAGGCCUAGAUCCUCAUCAGCAGUAUUACAUUGCUAUGGAUAUUGUCCCUGUAGACAACAAAAGAUACAGGUAUGUUUAUCAUAGUUCCAAAUGGAUGGUAGCUGGCAAUGCUGACUCACCUGUGCCUGCCCGUGUGUACAUUCAUCCGGAUUCACCUGCCUCAGGAGAGACUUGGAUGCGGCAAGUGAUUAGCUUUGACAAACUGAAGCUUACAAACAAUGAACUGGAUGAUCAGGGUCAUAUAAUUCUUCAUUCUAUGCACAAAUACCAGCCACGUGUCCAUGUCAUUCGAAAAGACUGUGGGGAUGAUCUCUCCCCAGUCAAACCCAUUCCUUCUGGUGAUGGCGUGAAGGCAUUCACUUUUCCUGAAACUGUUUUCACUACUGUCACAGCAUACCAGAAUCAGCAGAUCACCAGACUCAAGAUUGAUAGAAAUCCUUUUGCAAAAGGAUUUAGAGAUUCAGGGCGCAACAGGAUGGGGUUGGAAGCUUUAGUAGAAUCUUAUGCAUUCUGGAGACCAUCACUGAGAACACUUACAUUUGAAGAUAUACCUGGGAUUGCAAAACAAGGAAACACUAGUUCUUCCAGUUUGCUCCAAGGAUCUGCCAAUGGGGUACCAUCUACUCAUCCACAUCUCCUUCCUGGGUCACCUUGUUCUUCUCCUGCUUUUCAUCUCACUCCCAAUACUAGCCAGUUCUGCAGCCUAGCUUCGGCUGACUAUACGGCCUGUGCUCGCUCAGGUCUAACCCUUAACAGGUACAGUACUUCCUUGACUGAAACCUACAACAGGCUUGCAAAUCAAACCAGUGAGACCUUUGCCACUCCAGGAACCCCCUCUUACGUUGGCGUACCAAACGGUUCAGCUGUGAAUAUGCCUGUGGCAGGUAGUGACGGUGAUGCAUUCAGUUGUCCGCAGGCGGGAUUAUCGAUGCAAAUUUCAGGGAUGUCUCCACAACUCCAGUACAUUAUACCUCCUCCAUCUAGCAAUGCCUUUCCAGCAAAUCAAGCCCAUCCGAACUCUUACAACGCUUUCAGGCUGCAUAGCCCUUGUGCUCUGUAUGGAUACAACUUCUCCACCUCCCCCAAACUGGCUGCAAGUCCUGAGAAAAUUGUUUCUUCCCAAGGAACUUUCUUGGGGUCAUCACCAAGUGGAACCAUGACUGAUCGGCAGAUGUUGCCCCCUGUAGAAGGAGUGCACUUACUUAGCAGUGGGGGGCAGCAAAAUUUCUUUGACUCUAGGUCCCUAGGAAGCUUAACACUGUCAUCAUCUCAAGUAUCUGCACAUAUGGUUUGAUAAAUACUUCCAAAAUAAAAGUACAGUGCAAUUCUUUUUACAGUGUACCCCCCUCUUUUGGAAAAAUGCCAAGGUGAUUAAUAUGACUUGUAAUUGUAUAAAUAACAACAAAAGAAAAUAGUUUGAAUCUUUUGAUUUGCCUGUGGGCAAAUAUUUGGAUAGAUUCUGGCAUCUGAGUUAAUCUGAUUUAGUUAUCGGAAUAGUCCAUUUAGUUUCUGAGUAGCAUGCACUUCAUUUUAUAACACGUUUGGCCAUAUGCAACAAAUUAAGCAGGACUUCCUCCAGCACUCUUUCCCACAUUUUUCCUUCUUUAAGGAACAAAACAACACUCAAUUCUGAUGUAGAUGAAA